AACUAAGAAUAAUCUUUCAUGUAACAUUACAUGUAAUCCAUAAAUAUUUGCCAAAAUCAGUGUUAAUUGUAUUAGUGAGCACAUUUUGUGGUCAAUUAUGGCAUAAAAUGACAUUUUAUAUUGUUUCUUUAUAAUACUCUAUUCUUUAGAACCUGUAUUAAGCUCCCACCAAAAGCUGUUUGCGGUGGGUGACCACUUAAUAUAGUUGUGACUGUUUCUAGCUAUUUAAGGCUGUGGAACAGUUGUUUGGACACAUUUUUAUGAUACAACAGCAAUGGAUUUAAAUCAGUCAGAGGCUCAACACAAAGCAACUCUUUAGCAAGUGAACCUCAACACCUUAAGAUGACUAGCAGUUUGCACAUAAAGGUUGUGAUCCUUAUCAGAAGUGAAUAUGUCACAGGUCAAAUGAUAAUACAUCAUUACUAUAGCAUUCAUCAUUACCACAUCCUUAUAGGAUAUUACCAAUAAUGUUCAGGCAUGUUAUCUAAUUAGCAUAAGCUUAAAAUUCUGAUUGGGUAUGGGUUCUGUUCUGUUCUAUAAUACUAUUAGCACUCCUAAAUAAGGCUCUUUAAAGAAUCAUGUACACAAUGGAACUCUUAUUGGGUUGUCCACCUCUAUCUUGUCCUUUAAGAGACCCAAAAGACCAGAGAAUUAAUGAACAUAUCUCAUCUGUGACAUAACAUUUCAAUGUGUUUAAGUGUGGUUUCACCACCAUUGCCAAUACAACUAAAAUUCAGAUCAGUUUAAGGGGAAUCUUAUCCUUAACCUGGACAAUGAUCUACUCAGAACUGAAAAAAAAUUUUUCAAGGGUUCCAUGUACUUAAAUCCAUUAUCAGGGACAUACAUUAUGUUGGUAAUGAGAAAGUCAGAAUUCUUAAUCUUUUCUUUUUCAAUGUCCUCACUGGAACAGAUUUUAAUGGCUGAAGAACACCUGACAAGUUUAGGUACAAAGCACAAUCAUAAAACAGGGAUAAAUAUCAAAAAGUCCUCCUUAGAGAAUGUGAGGGAUUAUCACCUCACCAUUGUCCCUUCAGACUGGUUUACAGUGGAUUCAUCACAUCAAGAUGGCGCAUUGGCAAGAUUGUUGAAGUCUGUAAACUUUUCACAGUUUUCAUCCUUAGAGAUGGCUGCUGGAUAUUCCCUUCUAAAAUUUGUAUCUUAUACUCAGAGAGACAUUGCUCCCCUUCUCAAUCAGCCAUCCAAGUUUUCACUUCAAACCCAUAUGGCAAUAGAUUCAAAUACAAGACGAGCUCUGGAACUGACAAAAUCCUUGGUGGGUACAGACUCAAAAGCUACACUUUUUGGAGUCAUGAAUAACACUGCAACUGCAUCAGGGCAAAGACUGCUUUAUUCCCGCCUUUGUGCACCCUCAAAUGAUGUUGAUGUGGUACAAAAGAGAUUGAAUGUGGUUGACUUCUUUUGUAUGAACAGGCAUCUUGCUGAGGACAUUCAGAAGGCCUUGAAAUCAUGUCCAGAUGUAGAGCGUAAGAUGCAAAAGGCAAGUCGUUAGUCUUGUAAUAUACAUUUAUUCACCCAAAAUGAGACAAAGCAAUGAUUGCAACACCUUAAAAAUGAACAUUAUGAAUAUGAAUUUAAAUUAUUAAUUUCUGCUCAUUGAUUUUAGUAGGCUGGAGGAUGCCUUUUUUACCGGCACAAUUGCAGAAAGGGAUUGGAUACAUAUGUAAUUGUAACCUUGUUUGUAAGGCUUGGAAAAUUGUGCUCUCCUUGAGUUCUGCCCCUCUCCAUCCCAUGCAAUGUUGAAUGAACAGUUUUAUGUCACUGAAGUUUGCAUUUUAGUGAUAUCCAAUACUGUCAGUGGCAAUGGAUGUGCUGAAAUAUAUUAUCUGUCCUAGAUCAAAAAUGGAGUCCUUACAAAUUAUUUAUCACAAUUUGUCAGGGUGUAGCUUGUGUUGAAGCCAUACACAGAAUGUAGUGAUUUGCAAUAUGCCCUUGAUAUUUUGCCCUCUCCAACAUACCAUAGCUGUUGUGGGUACCACUUUAAUACCUACACUUUUUAUUACCUACCCAACAAGUUAGUCUUAUUCAUAUUUGCUUAAAAGGUUGCAACAGGGGCUGCUAGUCUGAGUGACCUUCAUGCCAUAUACAGUGCAAUAGCUCUCUACAAGUAUAUUCUCUUGCUACUCCACGAUACAUACUUUAAUGUUAACCUACAAGCUAUUGAAGAGUUGCUGAUGGAGGACUUCAGUUUGCUUGAUGACUUGUACAGAGAGUUGGAUACAGCAGUUGGUAAAGUUGAAUCAGAUCAUACUGUCAUGAAAGGCUACUCCAACGAGGCAGAUGAGAUCAAGGAGAAACUGUGCAAAAAUAUGAAACAAGUUGACAAGUUAAGAGAUGUUUACAGGUACUUUUCUGAAUUUAAUGUAUGAACAUAUUUGCCUGGAAAUAAUUAUUUUAGCCCACGAAAGGUCUUAAACUCUUAACUAAAUGUGCUAAAAAAAAUACAAAAACAAAAACAGACUGUCAUUAUCCAGCUAUCUUUACCUCAGGGUAACCACUAAUGCAUAUACAUGUACUUUUCCCACAAUUUGAAUUAAAUGUAUCAUGAGGAUUUUUACCCUAUCAUACAAGUUUCCGAUGUCCUGUUUUCCCAUUCAACAGAAAAUUUGAGAACCCUCUGUAGUAAUCUUUGGUAGCACUUUUUUUGGUUGAUUCCUCAUUACAGAGUGAGCCUAAAGAUUCCUCGCCUGACUAUCAGCAACCACAAGUCCUUCAUACGAGUUGUAGAAAUACCUUUAAGUCAGAAAAACUCUCUAGGGUGGAACCAAGAUUUUGUUUUUUUGGAAAGUACCAAAGACAAAGCACGCUAUAUUACUUUAAAACUCCAAGAGCUGAAUGCAAAAUGGAAAGCUUUACAAGAAGAAAAUGAGAUUAUUCAGCGGGCAUUGUCUGAUGACCUUUGCAGUCAGGUAUAUAACAUAAUCUUAGGAAUUAUUAUUUCCAGCAUAUGUAGAGACGUUCAGUGUUCAUUUAUUUACCCUAAUCCUCUCACAAUUGAUUAACAGUCUUUCUUUGACAGGCUUGUUUUGGUCCUCAGCCUCUGUACCAUCAUAGCACAAUUUCACAGAAGGGAAUAAUCCUGAAAGUUACAAAUCGUAGUGAAGCAUAGAAACGAGUUUGAAGGCUCUGAAAAAUGUAAAUUUGUCAGUUACACACUCACAAUACCUUCUACGACUGAUGUUAUUAACAUAACUGUUAUGAACUGAGCAAAUGUAGGUUGAAGCUGUUAUCAACUGUUGAGAAACAAAAACUGUUCCUGGCUGAAGAGAAAGGUCCAGUUAAUAGAAAAAGCAAUAAAGGAAGUAAAAUAUAUCUGACUAAUGAUUGUAGAUAUAUGAAAAUCAUAUAUGUGCACUGUGGUGAAGAAACAAAUAUAAGAGAUCUUUGCAGCUGUAAACACUACUAAACUAGUAGUUGAAAUAAGACCUGGAAAGAAUUCAGGCCUGUAUGGGAUUUUGAACCCAUGACCUUGGGGAGACAGGUGCAGCGCUCUACCAACUGAACUAACAAGCCAACUGGGAGCUGGUCAUUAACUUGGGUCCAAAUAAACCAUCCGAGUGAUGAAUAAUGAUUGUAGAUAUAUGAAAAUCAUAUAUGUGCACUGCAGUGAAGAAACGAGUAUGAGAGAUCCUCGCAGCUAUAAACACCACUGAAUGAGCAGUUGAAAUAAGACCUGGAAAAAAUUCAGGCCCAUAUGGGAUUUGAACCCAUGACCUCUGCAAUACCAGUGCAGUGCUCUACCAAUUGAGCCAACAAGCCAACUGGAAGCUGGUCAUUAAGGUGGGUCCAGUGCACAUAUAUGAUAUACAUAUAUGAUUUUCAUAUAUCUACAAUCAUCAUUCAUCACUAGUACAGUAGUGUUUAUAGCUUUGAGGAUCUCUUAUAUUCGUAAAAUGUAUCUCUUUAGUGCCAUUGAGCUAAACUUGAUUUAGACAAUGACCCAUACUGACAAAGCAUAGGUUAGCAGAAGACAUGGGUUGUUCAUAGGUUUUGGAAUAAACCAAUUGGCUAAACACAGGGUUUUCAACUGUUUUGUAAAGUAGCGGACAUACUUCUGAAAGCACCGGACGUGAAUGUUUUCUUGGCGCCGUAAGGCGCCUCGCGAGCGCUGUAGUAAAAAAAAAUUGCCAAUAUUGAUCUCAAAGUACCGGACGUGGAAUGGCAAACGACCGGACGAAACGUCCGGCCUCCGGCCUCAAAUGAAAACCCUGUAAACAAGAUGACAUCCCAGAAAAGGCAGGUAGUGGCACAUCUCUUCAGGUAGAAAGAUUUUUGCAAAAAAUAAUUUGAUAGAAAACUUGAGCAUCCCAUUGGAAAGCAGUUGCAGCAUUCUUUGGUUAAUAUCUGUUUUGCUGGCAGCUGCAUAUUAAAUAUUCUCCUUUUUUUCCAUACCUGUGAAAAAAAAGAUAGCUCAGUUGAUAACUGUUGUAUUUGGACUUUCAAGGUGACUUCACAUGCUGAAAGUUUAAAGAAAUUGGCUGUUGCAUUGGCGGAGUUGGAUGUGUCCUCUUCUCUGGCAGUUCUUGCUGUUAAACGAGGUUAUGUUAAACCCAUCAUUGGAAAUCAAAACGAAUUUCUUGUGAAAGGGGGUCGACAUCCAGUUGUAGACAUGCUUCAGCCUAACAGUUUUGUUUGUAAUGAUUGUGACCUGGGCAAAAAGAACCUCUGGAUUAUCACAGGUCCAAAUAUGGGUGGUAAGUGCCUCUUCAUUAGUAAUCACUUUUUUAAGUUACCCACUGAACUGUUGAAAAAAAAAUUGUACUAGUUGGGCGAAAUUUAUCCUUCAUAUUUAGAUAAUGGAUAUUUUCCCAUAGUUACACUUAGCCUUUGAAUCAAAUCAUGUCUAAUGUAUAUCCAUUAGUGGAAAGAAAGUUAAAUUUAUGUGUAUGAUUGAUUGCUCUUUUUUAAGGUGUGGUACAUAAUUUUUGUUAUUAUGUGAAACUUGGAAGGCUAACUUCCAUACCUUGUGUCGACUCGACCAGAGGUUGUAAUGCCACUUACCUUGGUCCAUUGCACUUCUUGAAAUUAUUAAUAGAAUAUUAAUAUAUAAUUAAAUAUAAAUAUAUAAUUUUGAGUGAAAAAUAAUCUUUCGAUCUUAUAGGUAAGAGUACAUUUCUUCGUCAAAAUGCAUUGAUAGCCAUUCUUGCACAGGCAGGCUCCUUUGUUCCAGCACAGACCGCAAAGAUAGGUAAGUUGGAGAACAAAGAUGUUUUUCUUGGUCUUCACCCUUUAAAUCAAUUUGAUUGUAAAUUUCACUACACACAGCUGUUUUAAAGAGCAGGACAUUGUCCAUCUGAUAAAUCAAGCAAGGUUGCUUAGAAGAACACUAGCAGUAAAAGGCUUCCCCCAAAUGAGCUACCGACCAAACCUCUAAACUAGAUGGACCCACAGCUGACCAGUCAUCCACUUCAAGUUUUAAACUUCUUGCUUUAAAUGUUGAAACCUCUUUAAGGGGUGACUCUAUGAGUUUGUGUCCUGUCUUGCAUAUUUUCCACUUUGUAACAAGAGUGAUUAGCUGGGGGGUCCUUAAGGUUAGAAGAUAACAGCCAUCAAGCUGCAUGGUGACCCUUUCCACUUAAUUUACAACCAGAAUAUAAAGUGUUUGGUUUUUUUUUAAUUUUUAAUUUUAUUUUUCAAGGUGUUGUUGAUCGACUAUUUGCACGCAUUGGGGCUACUGAUAAUCUAGUGCAACAUCAAUCUACCUUUAUGUCUGAGAUGCUUGAAACAGCUUUCAUCCUCGCACAAGCCACCGAGAAGUCCUUAGUUGUUGUUGAUGAAAUUGGUAGGAAUUCUGCUUCUUUUAAUGUUCUUUGCUGUGAUACAGAGUCAAAAAUUGUUAGAGUGAACACCAUAUCCUGAUUUCUUGUAAGAAUGACCAUUACCCGGGACAAGUUACCAAGUGAUACAUGUGUUGUUAUGUAUUCCAGAACUGUUCCAUAGAAACAUGAUUACUGUAUUUUGUCUGUUUGUUACUAUUAUAUGAACAAGUCAAGUGCAGUUCUCCUUUAAGUGAGAGGAUUAACUUAAGUGGGCCUGUUUUAGAAGUAAAAGGAAACAAGAAGCAAACAACAAUACUUCUGUGGUUUUGGUAAUAAUCCCUUGAGACAGUUUGAAUAUCUUGAAAAAGUUGUGCUGUGGGUCUUUGUGUUACCUUCAGGUCGUGGUACAUCAGUGCUAGAUGGUGUGUCAAUAGCCUGGGCUGUAAUUGAACAUCUUCACAGCUCCAUUAGGUGCAGAACACUAGCCUCAACCCAUUACCAUCAACUGGGUAAACUGGCCCACAUUCUGCCGCAUGUUGACUGUUACCAUGUUACUGCUUUGCACUCCAAAGAUAGGUUAAGUUUCACAUAUAAAGUCAAUGUAAGUAGCCGUGAUAACAUCAAUGAUGUUUUGAUUAAUAAAUCAUUUGUAUAAUGCUAUUUACAUUCCACAAUCAGCAAUUUUUAUAAUCCAAAAUAACCUUAUUUAACAGUUGUAGAUACAGAGAGCACAAAUCAGUUUGAUUUACAUUAUAAAAUUACUGUAACUAGGGGAAUGCAAAACAAACUUAUAGCACAUGAAGGUCUUCCUCAGCAUGAUGUGAUGAUGGUAGAGGCCCAUUAGCCUUGACCUUGCAGUUGCUAUUAUAGUUUUGAUUGGUAGGUUUACCAUGCUGAUUCAGAGUGCUAAUUCUACUGAACAGUGAUUUAGUGGUUUAUGUAUUUUAUCUUCACCUGGUCACACACUGUAAACAGUAUCUGUGAGGACCAGGCUUGAGCCUUGUUGAAUUCAUCACUGUUAACAGUUUAGUUUCUCAUCAUUUUUGUUGGACUUUUAUUAAUUGUUUAUUUUUCAUUCAUUUAUUUAUUUACUUGUAUUUUCAUGUGAAUUUGUUUCCUUUAGCACGGGUGUGAUCAAAAAUCCUUUGGUAUCGAUGUAGCAAAACUUGCAGGGGUCCCCAUAACAGUUGAGGCUCGUGCGAGGGAAAUUCUCCAGGUUUUAGAGGACAAAGGAAACAGUUUGGAGGUCACUUUGGAAGAGGACAAACUGGUUUCAGAAUCUCGGAAAACACAGAAAGGCAAAGAAAGCUCAAAUACAUCUCCUUUCAUCACAACAAAUGAUUUGCAGGCUGAAAAUGAAAUCACCAGAGUGCUUCUUGAGCUUAAUCCAGAGUUACUUACACCAAAGGACGCUUUAGAAAUAAUAUAUGACCUACAUUUGAAGGCACAGUGUAAAUCCUCCUGAAAGAAUUACUAGUUAUUCUAACUACGUGUUAUUUCUACAAACUGCCACAAAUGGAUACCACAAAACCUUCAAGUGCGUCUUAGGGAGAUGAAGGAUAUUCAUUGACAAAUGUAAAGAGGUAAUGCAUCACAAUACCAUGGUAAAAACAGGUGUAGUUGGCUCUGGAGUCCUUCUGACAUUGCCAUCCAUAAAGAGGAAAUAAGAAAUAAGAACCAAAGUGACAAGGAAUUCUUCAAUCUGCUUCCUCGUAUACUUCAGUGUUUGCCUGGGUGUUUGCAAAUUACAUUUAUUUUUGGUGUGUGGAAAACUUAGUUGAAGUACUAAUGUUCAAGUUGACUUUGAGAAUGAAAUUUGCCAACAGUUGGCAAAAUACUACUGCAAUGUUAAUAGUUUAAUAGUAUAAGAAUGGUAACAAUCCAACAAUGAUCGCUAACCCUUCAACCCUGAAGAGCAACUAGAAUCUAAUUUCUUAUCACAAUAUCAUCCCUGAACUAAACAUUAAGGUCAUAAGAAUAAAGGAAAUGAUCACCAACUGAAGUAGCUCGGGAUUUUUAAACAAAUUCUCUUUGUGGUGUAUAGGGAACAGUACGGAGAAUAUGAAUACUGAUGUAAGGGUGUAGAAGGUUAAACAACAAGCUAAUUGCCCAUCAUACCUUAGCAGAACUACUUUCACCCAGAUGAUCAGACUACAUGAUACCCACUAUCGGUUUCAACUGAUAAUCUACUUUUCACUACAUAACCUGCUGAGUUUUAUUUAAAAUUUGAUACCACUCCACAAGUCCACAAUUUCAAUUUGCAUGCAUAUGAGAGUAAGAAAAACUGACUGAAGAUCUCUAAACCAAAUUAUAGGCCUGAAAUAAUAUGGAAACACUUAUUUAUGGUGUCUUUGUUGUGGUUCAAUUUUAUCCUUGGUUCAAAUUUUAUUUUCUUCUGUUUCAAACUCAUUGUGAUACAUUACAAUACCCAAAAACAAAAGCAAACAAAAUCUGAACCAAGGAUGAAAUUGAACCACAACAUCUACUUGGAAGUUCAGCAGUGAGACCAUAAAAUAAAUAACAUCUUACAUGUCCAAAGUUUCAACAGAUUACAUAUUCAGCUACAGAAAAUAGAAAAAACAAACAACAUUCAAACAGAAUUGGUACCUAUUUACUUGAUAUGUGGGAAAAGAUCUAUUUUACAUAUUGAUUCAACCAGAUGCAACAUAGAUAGCAGACACUUUCACUAGUUCACCAAACUGAAUUCCUACUAUUUACUUUAAGACAUAAAUUUGACUUAAGCCAACCAAGGAGUUCGGGUCUUCCAACUAGCAGAGCUUAUUUAAGUUCCAUAAUUUUUAUACUUUUAAAUUAUAUGUGUCUAAAGGCCAAAAUGCACCACAAUAUGAUCGUUUUCCUUACUAGCAUCAUUUGCCUUCAAGAGAAAAAUCUAAAGCAAAAUACUAGACCCAGGCAUAUACAGUAAGUGUCUCCUUAAUUUAAGUUUAAAGAUCGUUCCUUCCAAGAGAGAGGUCGAUAUGUCCAGUCUAUCAGGUGGUAGUACAAUACCAAAAGACACUGAAUAAAUACUGUACUACCAUCAAUGCAACAAGAAAAGUUUGUUGUGGUCAAUGAUGCAACUAGAAUUACUUACUACAUCAGUGAAUUGCUAACAUUAAUUCAUUUUCAACUUUCUGCAUCGCCAGGCAAAAAGCACCAUACAUUUUGUAUCAUCAGGCACACCAUUAAGUGUAAGAAUCCUUUUUACUCUACACUAGACUCUAAAGCAAACUUGACGGAAAGGUGUGAAAGUUGCCUUCCUAUGUUCUGAACGGUGGAUUUCAAUCUGCUCUGCUUGCUUCUGAAUUACAAUGACUGACAGUGGUGUGUAUGAAACAAACUGAUCAUAUGUUUGCUUUAAACUUCAGAGUUUUAAGUGUUUUUAAUCCCAGUAAAAACAUUACUGCGUGCCAAAUCUGAAUGAAAGAAAAAUGUAAUUAACUUCUGAUAUUGCCUUCUGUGGUUGAAGCUUGCUUACUGAACUGGGGGCAAAAUGAAACUAUUAAAAGCUGUUCCUUACUUAUGUUGGACCAAUUGGUGCUUCAACUGUGAAGUGAGGGGAGAAAUGUUUCUACUCUGAAAUGUACUUCUCUUAUAUCCUAGGAAAUGAAUAACCAUCUUAAGACCUGGAUCUCUUUGUGUAUUUUUGACUGACA
Messenger RNA from Pocillopora meandrina, 9433 nucleotides. The record is from the annotation of a GenBank genome assembly. Lineage: Eukaryota; Metazoa; Cnidaria; Anthozoa; Scleractinia; Pocilloporidae.